UAAUUUUAAUUAGCGGGAAAACAUGGAGGCUCUGGAUUUCAAAUCCCUACCUUUUCCGGUUUUGGACUUACAGCGUCCUGAGCUUCUAAAAUGCAAAGAAUUAGCUAUUCAAAAAGAGAGAGACCUGGCAGUGAAAAGAAGAGAGAAUGCAGAGUCCCUGAACAAUUAUAUUGCUCAUAGAUUAGGGAAUGUGGGGAAAUCUAAGAAAAAUAUUUUAACAUUUUCCCAGUACAAAACUCAAAUUGAAAAUGCGAGGAAGACGUGUCACACUUUGCCACCUGGUGAUGGUUGCCAGGGUAACGCAAGAGAAUGCAAAAGUGAGGGGGGAAGAGAAAAUAGUCAUUAUCAGAAAACUAAGUCUCAUUGGCCUGGAAAUGAACCUGUAACUGAGAGCAAUGGAAUCCAUCAUCGUUCUCCCAACUCCUCUCCUCCCAGACGUUUCUCUCAUUCUCCUGAUAAAAGAAUAGAGCAGCAUGUCUAUCUUCAAAAGCUUUCAAGGAAGAUACAGAAAGGCAAAGUAAUAAUUGGAGGCCUUGUGAGAGGAUACUUAACAAGGAGGCUAUUGAGGUCAGAGAAAGUUCAAGACAUCAUUAGAAUGAUAAAAGAUACGAAAGAAGUCCUGGAGACUCUGAAAAACCCUGCUAAUGCUAGCGAAUUUGAGCUUCUCCAAAGAACAAGGCUUCAAAUCCAGGCAGCAAAACAAUCUCUUUACAAGAUAUUCUUUGUAGUUACAACAUCUGAAAGAAUGGAGUACAUUGCUCAGUCUAGACAACGAAGAAUGGAGAAAAGAUUUGGACAUGUGAAAGAGAGAAACAAGCUACAUCAAUUCUCAUCAGCCACAUUGAAGACACUGGAGAGGAAGCAAUCAAACACUGGAGCAGCUACAAAGAAACAGAAACAUACAGUUCAUUUUGAAAAUACUGCUUCUCUUUUGGUUAAUGGCGAGGCUACACAAGACAGACACACAGCUCAACACUCUUCCAACACUGCAGCCAAUAUUCUCAGGAGCAUUACUAAAAAUGACCCUGAUGCUAUUAACUUUAUUAAAAGUACACGUAGACAGACCAGCCCUAAUAUCACUUCGCCUAUUCAAGUUUCUUCUACUAGCAAAACUAAUAAAGCUAGAAGAGCAUCUUAUACUGCAACUGAUCUUAUUUCUGAUGAUGUUGCUGAAAGAGCACAAAGACUCAUAAGUCCUCUUCAGGUGCCUUUAGAUGCACACAAUAAUACAAUUCCUCCAACUAACAGAGCUAGAAGAGGUACUUUUGCUGCAGCUGACAUCCACAAGGAUAGUCCUCCUGAUUUUGCUAAAUUGAGGACACGUAGACAGACAAGCCCUAAUGUCACUGUACCUCUUCCAAUUUCUGCAGAUAAUUCAAAUCAACGCUCUUCUCCAAGUACUAGAGCUAGAAGAAGUACUUUUGCUGCAGCUGAUAUCCACAAGGAUAUUAGUGGAGAUAGUCCUCCUGAUUUUGCUAAAUUGAGGACACGUAGACAGACAAGCCCUAAUGUCACUGUACCUCUUCCAAUUUCUACAGAUGAUUCAAAUCAACGCUCUUCUCUAACCAAUAGAGCUAGAAGAAGUACUUUUGCUGCAGCUGAUAUCCACAAGGAUAUUAGUGGAGAUAGUCCUCCUGAUUUUGCUAAAUUGAGGACACGUAGACAGACAAGUCCUAAUAUCACUGUACCUCUUCCAAUUUCUGCAGAUGAUUCAAAUCAACGCUCUUCUCCUCCAACUAAUAGAGCUAGAAGAAGUACUUUUGCUACAGCUGAUAUCCACAAGGAUAUUAGUGGAGAUAGUCCUCCUGAUUUUGCUAAAUUGAGGACACGUAGACAGACAAGUCCUAAUAUCACUGUACCUCUUCCAAUUUCUACAGAUGAUUCAAAUCAACGCUCUUCUCCUCCAACUAAUAGAGCUAGAAGAAGUACUUUUGCUACAGCUGAUAUCCACAAGGAUAUUAGUGGAGAUAGUCCUCCUGAUUUUGCUAAAUUGAGGACACAUAGACAGACAAGUCCUAAUAUCACUGUACCUCUUCCAAUUUCUGCAGAUGAUUCAAAUCAACGCUUUUCUCCAACUAAUAGAGCUAGAAGAAGUACUUUUACUGCAGCUGAUAUUCAGAAGGAUAUUAGUGGAGAUAGUCCUCCUAAUUUUGCUAAAUUGAGGACACGUAGACAGACAAGUCCUAAUAUCACUAUGCCUCUAGAUCUUCAAUUUAACCAAAAUAGAAAUAAUACACAAGCUAGAAGAGCUACCCACACUGCUGAUGAGCUCAUGAGAUCAGUCCUUGGAAAUGUACCUAGCAAUAACAGUGCUAACCUUACUGGAACUAAACGUAGUCGUAGAGGAACAAUCAGUAUUGCUAGUAGUCUUUCUGCUAUUAGUGAGAACAGUCCAUAUAAUCGCAAACCUGCAGUCAGUUCCUCUGUCGCUGUCAGUACUAGUACAGGAGCUUCUGAUGACUCGUAUAAUAGAUCAAGCAGCAGUAAACCAAGGAGCAUGUUUAGAAGUUACAGAGCAUUUUCUAAUCAGUCUGGUUCAAAGAAUCACACCUCAUCUGAUGUUACCUCUAGCUCAGGAAAAGUUCAAGUUUUGACUGGAGUGGCAGCAAAGAAGGCUAGAGGAAGAGAGAACAGGUUCUUUUCUCUAUUUUCCAGGAAACGCAGUAAAGCAUCCUACCCUAAGCCUAGUAGAGCUAGUUCCAACUUAGCAACAUAACCCGACAACUGAAGUCACAUUAUAAUAUACAUGCAUAUACAUUGUAGGUAUUUAUCAUUAAGUAUUCAUCAUGUAUAUAUCAUCAUUUUAGAAUCUCUAUAUAUAGCAUGUUAUUGUUUCUUUGGUUGAUUAUAAAAACAGAGUAUUUGACAUCUCA
Messenger RNA from Amphimedon queenslandica, 2873 nucleotides. RefSeq lists its product as uncharacterized. Gene Ontology annotation, cellular component: centriole. The transcript is spliced from 6 exons. Gene Ontology annotation, biological process: centrosome duplication; centriole replication; negative regulation of centriole elongation. Lineage: Eukaryota; Metazoa; Porifera; Demospongiae; Haplosclerida; Niphatidae. The coding region runs from base 23 to 2716 and encodes 897 amino acids. The record is from RefSeq and is a predicted model, not a curated record.